Molecule: messenger RNA, 1485 nt
Organism: Austrofundulus limnaeus
Lineage: Eukaryota; Metazoa; Chordata; Actinopteri; Cyprinodontiformes; Rivulidae
Product: 26S protease regulatory subunit 4
Molecular function (GO): ATP binding; ATP hydrolysis activity
Source: RefSeq, a predicted model, not a curated record
ACAAGCAACAAUGGGUCAAAGUCAGAGUGGAGGCCAUGGACCGGGAGGAGGCAAGAAAGAUGACAAGGAUAAGAAAAAGAAGUAUGAGCCUCCAAUUCCAACCAGAGUGGGCAAGAAAAAGAAGAAGACUAAAGGACCAGACGCAGCUAGCAAACUACCACUGGUCACACCUCACACUCAGUGCCGUCUGAAGCUGCUGAAGCAGGAGCGGAUCAAAGAUUAUUUACUGAUGGAGGAGGAGUUCAUCAGGAACCAGGAGCAAAUGAAACCUUUAGAAGAAAAACAGGAGGAGGAAAGGUCAAAGGUGGAUGAUCUGCGAGGAACCCCCAUGUCUGUUGGCACUCUUGAAGAAAUUAUUGAUGACAACCAUGCCAUCGUUUCCACCUCAGUGGGGUCGGAGCAUUACGUCAGCAUCCUGUCGUUUGUGGACAAAGAUUUACUGGAGCCUGGCUGCUCUGUCCUGCUCAACCACAAGGUUCAUGCUGUGAUUGGAGUACUCAUGGAUGAUACAGAUCCCUUGGUGACAGUGAUGAAAGUGGAAAAGGCCCCCCAGGAAACGUACGCCGACAUCGGGGGACUGGACAAUCAGAUCCAAGAGAUUAAGGAAUCAGUGGAGCUGCCGCUCACACACCCAGAAUAUUAUGAAGAAAUGGGCAUUAAGCCUCCAAAAGGCGUCAUCCUCUAUGGACCACCUGGCACAGGUAAGACGCUGCUUGCCAAGGCUGUAGCCAAUCAGACGUCGGCCACGUUCYUGCGUGUGGUGGGCUCAGAGCUGAUCCAGAAGUACCUCGGAGACGGACCCAAGCUGGUGCGAGAGCUCUUCAGGGUGGCAGAGGAGCACGCCCCCUCCAUCGUCUUCAUAGAUGAGAUCGACGCCAUCGGCACUAAGAGGUACGACUCAAACUCCGGUGGCGAGAGGGAGAUCCAGAGAACCAUGCUGGAGCUGCUCAACCAGCUGGACGGCUUCGACUCCCGGGGGGACGUGAAAGUCAUCAUGGCCACCAAUCGGAUAGAAACCCUGGACCCAGCUCUCAUCAGACCCGGGAGAAUCGAUAGAAAGAUUGAGUUUCCUCUGCCGGAYGAGAAAACCAAACGAAGGAUCUUCCAGAUCCACACCAGCCGCAUGACGGUAGCUGACGACGUCACCCUCGAUGACCUCAUCUUGGCGAAAGACGACUUAUCUGGAGCAGACAUCAAGGCCAUCUGCACAGAAGCAGGCCUCAUGGCGCUGCGAGAGCGCCGCAUGAAAGUCACCAACGAAGACUUCAAGAAGUCCAAGGAGAACGUCCUGUACAAGAAGCAGGAGGGCACACCGGAGGGGCUUUACCUCUGAUCCGCAAACUUCUCUCCCCUCCUUAAUAAAGCCCUCACUGAUUUCUCACCACGUGGACGAGUUUUGAUAUAUUUUGUGCAUGUCUGGCUUAACCCCUUACUCCCUUGUUACGUUAUGUGUUUAAGUAGUAAAUAAAAACAAAACCAACUCAA